Messenger RNA from Exaiptasia diaphana, 1191 nucleotides. RefSeq lists its product as uncharacterized. The coding region runs from base 76 to 1191 and encodes 371 amino acids. Lineage: Eukaryota; Metazoa; Cnidaria; Anthozoa; Actiniaria; Aiptasiidae. The record is from RefSeq and is a predicted model, not a curated record. The transcript is spliced from 7 exons.
GGAAGAUAUUGAAAUGSUUGUCAAAAAUGGCAUCGGAUAACUGRAUUUGUUGACCUUGGACAGAUCCACACUUGCAUGGAAGCCAUGUCUGGAAAAGAUGAUGGUCUUCCCAAACUUGCAUCACAUGUUCUCCAGUUCAUCUUCUUAGGCGACAGUGGGUUUAGAUUCCMUAUAGYACAAUUUCCAUCAAGUUCAUGUACACCAAGUUCUCUAUAUUUUUUGUUUUGGGAARGUGUGAUGAAAAUGUUUGAAUUUGGUUUUACGAUCUAUUAUUGCAUACUUGACGGGGCCGAGGUAAAUCGCCAGUUUAUCAGGCUGCAUUUUUCCAAUGAUGCUGAUGUAGUACAGAAGAGUUUUAUGACUCCAAACCCAUUCACUGGAAUUCCUCUUAUAUUCCUCAUGGAUCCAAAGCAUAAUUUCAAGAAACUAAGAAACAAUAUUCUCAAAAGUUCCCUUGCGGAAGAUUCAAAAAAGUGCCUCACAGUCAAUGGCCAACAUAUAACUAGGGAGCACUUUGCCACUGCUUUUCGUUACGAUCAAGGGGAAUUUUCAAUGUCACUGAAUAAUAAGCUUACAGCAGAUCACUUCUAUCUUAAGCCUGCCUCAAAACUUCGAAACCACCUUGCUGAGAAUAUGCUUGAUAAAGAUAUGCUACGACUCAUUAAGGCAUACAAGGAACAUCUAAAGGGAAAAACAGGACAGGAACCCAAAACUAUCGACUCCACAACUGAGUUACUCGGACACUCAUCAAAAGCCAUUCAGAUAUUUCACAACAAAGUGCCCAUAAGUUCGCCUUCAGAUCCUGGAUUAAAGGAGCUAGCACAAAUGUUGUCUUACUUCGAAGGCUGGAGAAAUGAGGUUAAAGGGAAUGAAGCAAAGAUGUUUAUCUCGCCUAAGUUAUACUUCGAUAUACAAUCCAUGGUUCUUGGGUUUCGAUCGAUUGUGGCGACAAAACUCCAGUACUUUCCCCAUUCGGUGAUCAUACCGGCAAUUGUAAAUCAAGACGUUGUGGAGAACCACUUUGCACAGGGACAGCUCGCAAGUCAUGAAGAUAAAAGUGAUAGUAUUGUUAUUGAUAUCAUUAUUAUUAUACCUGUGUGCCAAUCUGAAGUCACGGAUGUAUUGACCAGCUCCAGCCUUCAUAUAUUUGCAGAUGAUGCUAUGGAGAAGUUCUUUGAUGAACUCCUAUAA